This is a messenger RNA of Helicoverpa armigera (cotton bollworm), 516 nucleotides long. RefSeq lists its product as uncharacterized. Gene Ontology annotation, cellular component: plasma membrane. Gene Ontology annotation, biological process: detection of chemical stimulus involved in sensory perception of smell; sensory perception of smell. NCBI's taxonomy places the organism in Eukaryota, Metazoa, Arthropoda, Insecta, Lepidoptera, Noctuidae. The record is from RefSeq and is a predicted model, not a curated record. Gene Ontology annotation, molecular function: olfactory receptor activity; odorant binding. Bases 1 to 411 code for a protein of 136 amino acids. The transcript has 5 exons.
AUGGAAUUCUGCACAUGGUAUUUGGAAGCUUUAAAAAUUAUGUUCAAGUGGUCCAGUUUAAUUCCACUGGUGGGGGUUCUGAUCAAAUGGUGUCUAAUAUUACUGUCGAUUACAGAGAAAAUACAAUGGAGUUUUCUGGCCAAUGCGAUGCCGGCUAUGUUGCAAAUUCUUGCAUACAACUGGUACGGCGAACAAGUUAGACUAAAGGGCUCGGAGCUAUCCACCGCUUUGCUAGGAUUCGAUUGGACAAGCAUGCGUAACAAAGAUAAAAAGAACUACCUUAUCAUUAUCUGCUACAUGGAAAAACAAUUUAGCAUCAAAACAGCUUUGGGCAAUGAUCUGUCUUUAGUAACAAUGACUUCGAUCUUCAAAGCAAGUUACGAAGUCUUCACACUACUCAGGUCAACAUAAUAGGAAUAUAUUUACCUAUACUGCAUUUUAUUUGGUUUGGUUUAAAAAAAAUCUUAAACGAAGAGUCCAAAUCUUCAGUCACACAGUCUUGUCAGCUGUCACCCC